AUGCUCUCCCGUCUCCUGCCGCGCCGCCACCACCGUCGCCUCCUACAAACCCUACAAUCGGCGGCCGCCGCGCGUGAACUCCACCAGAGGCCGUGCUCCACCGCGGCGGCAUCGAGCCCUAGCCUGUCGAUAUGGCGGCGGAAGAAGGAGAUGGGGAAGGAAGGCCUCAUGGCGGUGGGGCAGCUCAAGCGGCUGGCGGCGCUGCCUCCCGCCGGAGGCCACCCGCGGCUGGAGCAGUACAUGCUAUUGCACGUCUCUCGGCUCCUCCGCACCGACCUCCUCGCCGUCCUCUUUGAACUGCUGCGCCAGGACCACGUGCUUCUCUCCAUGAAGAUAUACGGCGUUGUGCGGAAAGAGAUCUGGUAUCGACCCGAUAUGUACUUGUACCGAGACAUGCUGCAUAUGCUAGCUAGGAACAAGAAGAUCGACGAGACAAGGCAGGUGUGGGCACAUCUGAAGUCUGAAGAUGUGCUAUUUGAUCAGCACACCUAUGGUGACAUCGUAAGAGUGUUCUGUGACGCUGGCCUGAUAGAUCUGGCGAUGGAGUUUUACGAAGACAUGAGGAGCUCCCCGGAGCCGCCCCUCUCCUUGCCGUUCCGGGUUAUACUGAAAGGCCUGAUCCCAUAUCCGGCACUGAGGGAGAAGAUAAAACGAGAGUUUCUGGAGCUUUUCCCUGAUAUGAUUGUGUAUGAUCCCCCAGAUAGCUUAUCGGAUAUAGAUGAGGAAUUCAGAUUUUGAU
This is a messenger RNA of Lolium rigidum, 739 nucleotides long. Its product is annotated as pentatricopeptide repeat-containing protein At1g62350-like. The coding region runs from base 1 to 738 and encodes 245 amino acids. The transcript is spliced from 2 exons. The record is from RefSeq and is a predicted model, not a curated record. Lineage: Eukaryota; Viridiplantae; Streptophyta; Magnoliopsida; Poales; Poaceae. Gene Ontology annotation, molecular function: protein binding.